UGGGUACAACCGACGACCGUAGUGCUGUAAUCUCAUCUCAUUGGAUAAUACGGAGUAAUAAUCACUGGAGGAAAAAGGAAGACGCAGCACCAAAGAGGAAACAUUUACGCCAUGUGCACUUUAGAGAAACGGGGCGAUAUUUUCUAUCUUACGCUGACCGGCGCCGACGAGCACCGGCUGAACCCGUCUCUAAUCUCCUCCAUCAGCACGGCGCUAGCCGAAAUCAAGUUCCAAGCCGAUAAGGGUUCCGUUCUGGUCACAAAAGCAGAGGGCAAUUUCUUCUCAAAUGGCUUUGACUUAAAAUACGCCCAGGCUGCAGGCUCGCCGGCAGCCGCAAUGGAUCGGCUACAACACAUGGUGGACUUGUUCAAGCCAAUCGCAGCGGAUCUGAUCUCGCUCCCCAUGCCAACCAUCGCCGCCGUCACGGGACACGCCGCCGCCGCAGGACUGAUGCUGGCCAUCUGCCACGACUACGUUAUGAUGAGAUCUGACAAAGGCGUGAUGUACAUGAGCGAGCUGGACAUCGGACUCCCCUUGCCGGAGUACUUCACGGCGAUUAUCAGGUCGAAGGUGGGGUCGCACGCGGCCAGGAGAGCGUUGGUAUUGAAAGCGUCGAAGCUGAGGGCGGCGGAGGCGCUAAAACUGGGGCUGAUCGACUCGGCGCACGCCGACCCGGAGGAGACGGUGAAGGAGGCGGUGCGCACAGCGGAGUCGCUGGCGAAGAGGCGGUGGGACGGUAAGAUCUAUGCUGAGCUGCGGAGAGCGUUGCUUCCAGAGGCUUGCGGUGUGUUUGGGUUACCUAUAACAGCUGCCUUGCCUUCACGACUUUGAAUGCCUUUGCAUAAAAAGAUGCAAACAUCAAAUACAUCACACCAAACACUGGAUGAUAAUAUGAUUCUAAGAUGACGAUACUCUAGUAGAGGUAGCGAGAUAUAUGUGAGAUGGCGGUGGCGAGGGUUGGCGCAAUGGUGGAUGGCUGGAGUUGAUGGAAGUUUCGGUGUGUUAUUUAUUUUGUAAUCUUGUACGGAAGUAGUUAAUCAUGAUUAUUCACUGUAUUUGAGCUAUACAAAACACAGAGGUGGUUGCAGAUUUAUUUAGAGGAAAAGUAUAGUGAAUAUCAUGAUAAGUGUUGUAGGUUCUCUUAUUUUUAUUUUUAAAAGAUGAGAGAAUCCCUACCCUUCAACACUAAAGUUACUCUUUAUUUCCUUAAUACUUCUUCUAUUUUGAUGAACUUUGUCUAUUUAACUAUUGAGAUCGAGAAACAUUUCUUCUGUCAAGUGUCAACACAAUUACCUUUUGUUAAUGAAGGUUGAGAUCAAAUUUUC
Cuscuta epithymum is the source of this 1325-nucleotide messenger RNA. The record is from the annotation of a GenBank genome assembly. Lineage: Eukaryota; Viridiplantae; Streptophyta; Magnoliopsida; Solanales; Convolvulaceae.